CUAGGUUUUGAGCCAUCCGCUGGCGCUGCGCCUCAAACCCUGGAGGCCGCGAGGCGGACACGAACGUCGAAUGCGCCUGCCCCACAGCCAGGCUAGGUGCUACUCCAGCAAGCCUUCCAAGACGCUCGACCUUUGUUGCUGACCCGAUCCAAUUCUGUGCCUCCUUUUCACGACUUUCCUUUGCAGCCUUGCCUUUUCCUCCUACGACAGCAUUGCUACCUAACUGUUGUUUCUUACCCCUCACCCACCCCCACCACCAGCUGAACGCGCCUGAUAGGCAUCCCAAAUCUCACCCUCAGCCUGAGACGACGCUCGCGGCAGUCAUAUAACUGCUUACCAGCUCGCCCAUCAUGAUGACAAACAUGCUCAACAAGCUGCACGGCCAGCCCGACAGCUAUGAUCGCAAAUCACGAUACCGUUUCGGAAAGACACUCGGCGCCGGAACCUACGGUAUCGUCAGAGAAGCUGACUGCCCCGAGGGCAAGGUCGCUGUGAAGAUCAUCUUGAAGAAGAAUGUGCGCGGCAACGAGCAGAUGGUGUACGACGAGUUGGAGAUGCUGCAGCGCAUGAAGCACCCUCACAUUGUCAAGUUCCACGAUUGGUUCGAGUCAAGGGACAAGUACUACAUUGUGACCCAAUUGGCGACCGGAGGAGAGCUGUUCGAUCGCAUUUGCGAAAAGGGCAAGUUCACAGAAAAGGACGCCGCUGAGACAAUCCGACAAGUACUCGAUGCAGUCAACUACCUCCACAAGAACAAUGUCGUUCACAGAGAUCUCAAGCCAGAGAACCUGUUGUACCUCACACGCGACGCAAACUCCUCCCUCGUACUUGCGGAUUUCGGUAUCGCCAAGAUGCUUGACUCGAAGAGCGAAGUCCUGACCACCAUGGCUGGCUCGUUCGGAUACGCUGCUCCUGAGGUCAUGCUCAAGAAGGGCCACGGAAAGCCCGUUGACAUGUGGUCCAUGGGCGUCAUUACAUACACACUUUUGUGCGGAUACUCGCCGUUCCGGUCAGAGAACCUUGCGGACCUGAUUGAGGAAUGCAAGAACGGUCGCGUCAUCUUCCACGAGCGCUACUGGAAGGAAGUGAGCCCCGAAGCCAAGGAAUUCAUCAAGAAGCUGCUAGAGCCCAACCCAGAUAAGCGACCAACCAGUGAAUCCGCCCUCAAGCACGUUUGGCUCAGCGGAAGCACUGCUACAGACCACAACUUGGUGCCAGAGAUCAAGGCGUACGCGGCAAAGGCCCGCCUCAAGCGCGGCAUCGAGCUCGUCAAGCUUGCCAACCGCAUCGAAGCGCUCAAGAUGCAAGAAGACGAGGAAGAGGAUGUACCAGGAGAGGCAGACGUGCCCGCCAACGCCCGCGAGGCCGCAGGCGAAGCCAUUGCAUCGCAUUCCGAGGACAAGAGUUUGGCAACCAAGGAGAACGCAGACACAGGCAAGGGACCCGGACGCCUAAGCAGAAUCGCAAAGGGUGCCAUCUUCCGGGAAGUUGUGCUAGCCAAGGUGCGCGAGAUGAAGGAAGCGGAGGCGCGCGCAGAGUUCGAGAAGAAGGCGUCGGAGCCGGCGCAGAAGUAAGAGGGGGUUUUUGAACGACUUUCCUUGUUUCUGGCGUGAUCCUACAAACAUGUUGAGUUUGCUGCAGUAUUAGCGGAGAUCUCGUUUCCCAAGUAUACCCCUGGAAGAUAGCGACCAGGCCCCACUACCUAGAAACAGUUGAUGGGUGAUACAUUUAUGCUGCUGUUUGAAGCGUGAUGCUGCAAGUGGAAAGCGUUUACUAUUUGUCGCCGGCAUGGUGUGGUGAAGGACGCAUCUGGU
Messenger RNA from Alternaria rosae, 1814 nucleotides. Its product is annotated as kinase-like domain-containing protein. Gene Ontology annotation, molecular function: ATP binding; calcium/calmodulin-dependent protein kinase activity. Gene Ontology annotation, biological process: cellular response to oxidative stress; protein phosphorylation. Lineage: Eukaryota; Fungi; Ascomycota; Dothideomycetes; Pleosporales; Pleosporaceae. The transcript has 6 exons. The record is from RefSeq and is a predicted model, not a curated record. Bases 351 to 1574 code for a protein of 407 amino acids.